AUGACGAUGAUGGGAACUUCCUCUCGCAACCCAGUUAUUGCCAUUGCUGGAGCAACUGGUCAUUUGGGGACUUGGCUUGUGGAGUCCUUUCUUUCAAAGGACCUUUUCCCACAGCCUCCGGGUUUAGUGCUGCUCUCAAGGCGGCAUACGCCUCGGACCAAAGCAUGGGAAACACUAGGGGCCCAAGUCAGAAUCUUGGAUGAAGGAGGGGAUAUUGGUGAGCUAACGGAUGCGUUAGAGGGCGCCGAUGUUUUGAUUAACGCGAUCUCAUCCUCUGGAAUGCAAUUGAGUGAUGACUUAGUGCACGCCCUCCCCAAAACUACGGUGAAGUUAUACUUUCCUUCGGAAUUUGGGGUUGAUCAUACAAUCCAUAACUUCAGCAUUCCCGAAUGGGAUGGCAAGAAGAAGCACUUCGAACUGACGCAGAGGGUACUUGCUGGAAGUGAAGUCCUGCUUUGCAGACUCUUCGUUGGACUCUUCUUGCACGCUGGAAUUGGUCCCUGGUUUGGCUUACAUACCUCGAAGAAUGUAUACCAGGGAAUCGGAAGCCUGGACCGGCCCAUUAGCUACACGGAUCUAGGAGACGUUGCCAAAGUAAUCAGUCUGCUCGCGAAGGAAGUGUUAGAUGGACACAAGGUGCCACAGAACCUGCGAAUUGGCGGCACUCAUUCCAGCUUCCGCAGAACAGCAGAAGCAAUGGAGGAAGCCGGUGCAGGAACGAUAGAAUUGAGAUCAGUGGAGCUUGAAGGAUUCCGAAACAAGGCUUUAGGCCGACCAUAUAACGAACGGGAUGCAAUUGUAUUCUUGAGGUUUUUAAUGGGGGACGGAGGGAUCAACUACAGGCACAAAGAUGAAGGCGGCCUGGGGAACGAUAACGAGACGAUCAAUCCGAAUCAGAAGUAUUUUAAGUGGAAGACAAUGGAGCAAUUUGCUCGAGAGACAGGGGGCCAGCCGAAUGCAAAGGUGUAG
Molecule: messenger RNA, 969 nt
Organism: Exophiala aquamarina CBS 119918
Lineage: Eukaryota; Fungi; Ascomycota; Eurotiomycetes; Chaetothyriales; Herpotrichiellaceae
Exons: 2
Coding region: 1-969 (322 amino acids)
Source: RefSeq, a predicted model, not a curated record